Molecule: messenger RNA, 7110 nt
Organism: Calidris pugnax (ruff)
Lineage: Eukaryota; Metazoa; Chordata; Aves; Charadriiformes; Scolopacidae
Gene: TBC1D2
Product: TBC1 domain family member 2
Exons: 16
Coding region: 744-3539 (931 amino acids)
Source: RefSeq, a predicted model, not a curated record
GGCAGGCACCCCCCGCGCUCUGCCUGUGCUGCCUCGCCACCGCCGUCCCCUUCCUGAGUCACGCAGCCUGUGCUGGGUGCUGGAAGCCGCCCGGGGUUGUGGCCCACACAACAAAACUCAAAAGUGCUUUCGAGUUUUCACCAGCUCAGUUCCUGGUGUGGUUGUGCCCGUGCCAGGGUAAUGCUGGAAGAAGGAUGUUUAUUUUGCAGGCGUGCUGGUACUAACCAGUUGAGAACUUGAGGUUUAAGGCACUUCCAGGGCAGCGGACACAUAGACAGGCCACUGCUGUCCUGAUAGCACCAUUUUUGUCACACUCGGUCCUCUCCCUCCAGCUGCAGAUGAGGGGGGAGGAGAAGGACUUCAUGCAACCACAGACAGUUCUUCAGCGGGCCGAAGGAAAAGGAACUGGACCGAAGGAAACGUGAGGCAGAAGCCCCUCUUCUUUUGCUCUUUGGUUUGUUUUGGAGUCUGCAGUUACCUGCUCGGUGGUGCCUGCAGCAGUAAUUCUACACUAGGAGACUGUGACUUCCAGGGUCAUCGCUUCUUUUAAGGAGCUGGCUGUCGUGUUCAAUGGUUCUGUGUCUGCAGUUGGAUUCCCACUAAUGUAACGCUGUGACAAUUUAUCUGCUUACAUAUUUGCUUCAGGUUCUAUAACAAUGAUGGUGUAGUCGGGAUCUGCUGUUACUUAUUUACCUAGAGAAAUUCCUGUUUCAAUUCAAUUCUGAGUAUAUUUCCUGAAAGAGAUGAAGAAAGGGCUGGGAAGUGGAGCUUGUCCCCUUGCCGCUUCAGGCAAUUUAGCGGAGUCAAAUCCGGACAAUAACAGCAGCAACGGAGCCUCAGUGAAAGAGAAAGACAUGCAUUCCUCUUCUGGAGAACUGGAAAACGUACAGCUGAAACCCAGCAGAGAAACACCCAGAAAAAAACUCUGUGGCUAUUUAAAUAAGCUGGGCAUCAAGGGGCCAAUCAAGACGUGGAAGUCUCGCUGGUUCUUUUACGAUGAAAACAAAUGUCAUUUACUAUACUACAGAACUGCACAGGACAUCAACCCUUUGGGGUCUAUCGAUAUCGCCAGUGCUACCUUUGACUGCAAGGUGGAAAAUGGGGAAGGGGUUUUUGAGAUCAGAACACCAAGCAGAGUUUUUACUUUGAAGGCAAUCAGCAAGCAGGCAACGAUGUACUGGCUGCAGCAGCUACAAAUGAGACGUUGGGAAUUUUGCAAUGCUCAGAGCAGAUUUCCUGUGGGCAGCUCCCAGCUUGUGAAUGAGCCUCUGGCUGGCAGAACAAGUGGUGUUGACAAUGAAGACUUUCUGCCUCCGGUGAAAACACCAACAGAAGUAGUGGGUUUAAAGGCAGCAUCUUUGCCGGCACCCCAAACAUGCACUGCUUUGCAAAACAUCUCCCUUAAGCACCCUUGGACAGAGAUACAAAACACUGUCUACAAUAUCUGUGGCUCCAAGCAGCUCUUGGGGAACAAUGGGAACAUCUUUAGCUUCAGUGAAUUCCAGGAGCAUCCUGAGAACCCGCAUGAAGAGCAGGAGGCAAAAGUGGAGGCAGGGUGUGCAGUUAAGGAGGGGAUCCCAGAGGAUGGAAGGAUGGAGCCCAGGCUGAACUGGGUUAGGAAAGCCAGGUGGAUGAACAGUGGCUUCCCAGGCUUGCCUGAAGAACUGUCCAGGGAGAGGAACCCAAUGGAUAAAGUGAGUGUCCUACAGCAACAGAUGCUGACACUCACAGAGGAAGUCAAGUCACAGAAGGAGCUGGUUAAACUUCUCCACAAAGCUCUGGAGGCAGCCCAGCAGGAGAAGCGAGUAUCUAGCAUGUAUCUCACUGCAGCAGAAGAUAAGGACAGGCUGGAGCUGGUGCGCCACAAAGUGAGACAAAUCGCAGAUCUCACCAGUCGACUAGAAGCUCUUGAGAAAGAAAAGAAGGAACUGGAGCAGAUGCUGACUCUGAGGGACAGCCACAUCCAGGAACUCAAGGAGCAUGUUCAACUUCUGAUGGAGAAAAACCACGCCAAACAGGAAGUCAUCAUGGCCUUGACAGAGCAGAUGGCCCGAGAGCUCUCUGACCCCCUGCAAGAAGCCAACACUGUCACUGCAGAGACAUUGUAUAAACAGCAGGAGGAGAUUGAGCACCUGAAGGAUGAUAUUGAUGCAUACAAAACCCAGAACCAGUUUCUGAACUCGGAGAUCCACCAGGUUACUCGACUCUGGACGAGUGUUGCUGAGAAUGAAAAGGCCCUUCUGAUGAAGUGUGCAUGCCUGCAAGCCCGAAACUGCCAGAUGGAGAGCAAAUACCUGAUGGUCUUGCGGAAGCUGCAGGAGGCUAUGCCCGACCUUCCCAGCUCCCAUUCUGAGUUGGUGAGGAACCUCAUCCAAGAAGCGCUCCAGUGGGAUGUGAAAGAAGGAGCAGAAGAAGGUUUUAACUUGAACCCUGUAAGUGAGUAUGAUGAAUAUGGGUUUAUGACUGUACCUGAGUAUGAAGUUGAGGACUGGAAACUUUUGGCCAAAAUCCAAGCCCUGGAGAUAAAGUCCAACAACCUGCGGAGCCAGGAAGUAGUGGAGAAGCCCCUCCGUGACAGGUGGAACAGCGUUGGAGAGCUGAGCCCCUCGGCGGAGCUGAAGAGCUUGAUCCGAAGCGGCAUUCCAGUGGAGCAUCGGCAGCGGGUCUGGAGGUGGAUUGUCAGCCGACACUGCAGCCAUCGGCCUGACCACUACCAGCAGCUGUUACGGCAGAGCAGGAGCACCGAGCACCCUGCCUGCCGGCAGAUUGAGCUCGACCUGCCCCGCACAAUGACCAACAACAAACAUUUUUCCUCUCCUACCUCCCAGCUCAUCCCCAAGCUCCGGAGGGUGUUGCUGGCAUUCUCCUGGCAUAAUCCUGCCAUUGGAUACUGCCAGGGACUGAACAGAUUGGCAGCUGUUGCCCUCCUGGUCCUGGAAGACGAGGAAAGUGCUUUCUGGUGCCUAGUCCAUAUUGUGGAGAACCUAAUGCCAGCAGACUACUACAGUGACACACUGAUAACAUCACAGGUAGAUCAAAGAGUCUUCAAAGACUUCCUGUCAGAGAAGCUGCCUCGCCUCAUGGCUCAUUUUGAGCAGCAUCGGAUUGAUGUCUCACUCAUCACCUUCAAUUGGUUUCUGGUGGUUUUUGUGGACAGCCUGGUCAGCGACAUCCUCCUGCGAGUGUGGGAUGCCUUCUUGUACGAGGGAACUAAGGUGAUUUUCCGCUAUGCUCUUGCGAUUUUCAAAUACAACGAGGAGGAAAUCCUAAGAAUUCAUGACAGUGUGGAGAUCUACCAGUACCUGCGCUUUUUCACGAGAAUGAUCAUGGAUGGCAGGAAGCUGAUGAACAUUGCCUUCAAUGACUUAAACCCCUUCCCCAUGAAACUGCUGAGGAACCGGCGGUCAAUGCACAGAGAAGAGCUGGAGGCAGAGCUAUGUGAGCUGGAACAGAUCAAGGCAGCCUAUGUAAAAGAGAGAGCAGAGCAGGGGGCUCAGGACCUGAAGGAGGUUGUUAGUGAAGAGGAAGAAGAGAUUUAAUAAAAACAGAAUUCCUCAUCACUUUGCUUCCACCUGGCAGAAGGCCUUUGGUAGCAACUGUCUGUAAGAGAUGAAGCUGGGGGGAGGGGAAAGGUGGUCACAGCAGAAAUUCCAUCUGCCCCAGGAAGUAAAGGCUGUAAUUAUAGGACAAUUUGGGGACCAAGCCAUACUUUGUAAUGGAUUGGAAGGUAUCAAAGGAGUUUAAUCCUCUUCUGUACUUCUCCCCAUUCAGCCCACCUUGCCUUGUGCAGUUCAGGAUUGCAACUUAAGGUCCAUAGGAAAUCUUGGUUAUGGUUGACAUACUGCAAAAGACCCAACCAGGCAGGGUUCUUCUACCUUUUCUGGUGGAGGCUUGAAAGAGAUCUUUAUGUGUAAGUAAAACCACCAGAAAUAAUGAACCGAGAGCACUCCUGUGUUGGUACCUAAAGGUUCUGAACUGGUCAGAAAGGAAACCUGCUCUUAGAAGGCAUGGUGUCUGCAGUGGCUAGCCUGCCAGGAGAUCAUGUGUUUAACAUUGCAGUUACUGAGUGUUGGGCUUGAGGAAGUCCUGGGAUUGGACUUCCCCUGGAACUCAGGCUGGGACAAGUGAAAUGGGUUGUAGGAGAGCGGAGGUGCCUCUGCAGUUUAUUUUGGUUCCUGUGGAAGUCCAUGGGAGCACAAGGUGUGUCUCCCUGCCUGGCUGGAAAAUGCUGGGAGCUACCUCUGUUUAGCUUUGAGCACAGCCAUCUGUGGGUUGGCCUGACUCUGGCAGCACUAUGCCUUUCAGAGGUGAGUUUGCUCCAAAGAGGAGCUCUCACCUCAGUGUGAAGCUGAGAGCAGCAUGGCUGGAGGCAGGGCAUAAUGUUAUGGAGGCUUUGACUGCUGGGAACACCUGAGUCUUCUGAUCACCUCACCCUUGGCCAGGAUGAGUGUGUGGCCAUCUCUCUUUAACGCACAGUUAUGCUCCUCCUGUGCUGGGUUUCUGUAUUGAUAUCCCUGUCUCAGACUCCCUUUCAUAAUUUCUGUAGGAGUUUCCAAUACUGAAGGUGUUUGACCCAUGGAAUAUUGCACUCUGGGGGUGAACCUGCAGACCAUUAGGACUAGGUCACAAAAGAUAGCUACAUAUUCUUUAGAAAAAACAUUAAUUUCCCCUGAACCAAGGAGCUGGCCUCCGUGGGUCUAGCACACAGAGAUGCCUUGCCUCCCUCUGGGAGUGGGAUCUGAUAGCCUUCUCCCCUGCCUCCCAGGCUCGCCCAUCCCUGGGCUGGAUGCCCUGCCUGUGUAGCUCAGUCCUCCAGCCUCUAGUGGAAACAGCACCAGCCUCGAUUCACCUGAGACACGUGGUCUGUCUCAGCUCUGCCUUACCUCUGCCUCAGGCACAACUGGGUAAACAAGACAGUUUCAAAGAAUUAUAAAAGUCUGAGCUGGGAGAGACCCGUGGAGGCCAGCCACACAGUACGGAAGUAAUGAAGGAGGAAAUGAAGUUUUGUGAAGAGUGGAUAGAUAGACAAGAAUGAGGUAGAUGCCCUGCAUAUCACUGACAGCUGUACCUUGAAAGUGUGGGAUGAGAAGAAAAUGUUUCUGGAGUCUUACCACAAAAGAAAUGCACUGGAUUUAAAACAAUGCCACCUAGCUAGAGAAGCUCAAAAUGCAGAAGGUUUUCUUUACACAUCAUGUUGCUAAUCUAAUUUACUCAUACUGUUAUGUAAAUGGGUGCACAAAAUACAGAUUUUUGCUACUGUUACGGACUUUUGAAAGACAUUCUCUUUUAAAUCAAGACCGUGGAAAUUAGAGGUGUACUUACAGUUGUAUUUUUCCUAGAGCGUUUUGCAGCAUCUUAAAAAACUUUUCUUCCAUCCCUUAUGUUUUUUUUAAAAAAAAGCAUUUGAAACAUGCAUUAGACCAAACCAUAGCCUGACAUAUGUCUACAGUAUAUAAAUAAGCAUUGGUCUAUGUGGUAUAUAAUGACCUAUUAAAAAAUAAACUUUUCUGGAGAAGGCAUAAGGACCAAGCUGUUGUCCCUGAUGAGAAAUUCUGAAAAUAAUUUUUAAUUGAAAUUAGAAAGGAAGGACAUCUCAGGGUUGUUAGAAGUUUCUUGUCUGUUGAGUCUUCACCAGCUCUUGGUUUUGUUCCACAUGUCUAUUCGCUGAGGGCCAUUCCCUCUGGUCAUGCCACCACCAGUCACUUGUGGUCUUUCUUUACUAAAAUGUGGUGGAUGCAGCAAUACCUGCAAGGCCUGUGCAGACCUGCUCCUGGAAGCCAAGCAUGGGCCAUAUACUCCCCUUCUGUUCCACGAACUUCAGAGGUACUGAAGAGCACGGAAUGCAUGUCACAGGAUACCAGCUGUGCCCAGAAGUUAGCUUAGCCCUUCCCAGAUCCCUCAAGCCUCUGCAUGACCUGCAGUGAGUAUCAGUCAGUGCCGGGGGUGUUUUGAGCAGAGGUUACCACUGCAUGAAGUGCAAAGGAUAAUUUGCUGUCUGCUGCCAUGGACAACUGUUGUGGUUGGAAAACAGUUUGACCUGGUUGCACAGCCCAGUAGCUCCCUCUGCCUGUGCUGGCGCCUGUGGGUAAAACGGGCGUCUUUCCACCCCAGAGUCAGCCUUUGCUGAGCUUUGCUGUAUGGGAUAUAUAACAUGACUUUUUAAAUUAAGCCUUCUGUCUCUGCAUUAAUCUAAACUUUGGGAUACCAGCUCCAACCCUGAAAAGGAUGGUUUUGAUUCCACCCCCUCCCAAUCCCGCCCCCCAGAAUGUGCAGUUAAUCUGUAGCUCACCUUGUUGCAGGACUUUGGGGCCACCAAGUGUUUAUUUGGUUUUGAGAGGACAAAUUGGUGGAGGGUGGCCAAACACACAGAAAGCCACUGUGGGCUCAGUAAGUCCCUGAGCUGCAAACAGGCAGGGACUGGGAGGCUUCUCUUCUCCGCAGCUUUUUUGGCCCUGGGUGGGCUGGAAGGAGCUUUGGUCUGAACUGCUCCUACCUCUGUGUGCUGCAUGCAAAAGCCCUAGUGCACAGCAAAGACACUCGAUCUGCUCCCGUGUCCUGGCACGCUGUCCCGGAAAGAGGCAUUCCUGGGGAGGUUGUUUCUGUGUUGGGUUAAUGUUUAUCCCAAGCUCCAGCUUCUCAUCCAGGGUGAAGGAGAGUGCUAUGGCACAAGGCAUUGCAGGAGGCAACAACAGCCCGUGGCAGCAGAUGUCCCACAGCGCCGAGGUUCUCCUCCAGCUUGCAGCCUGGGCAACCUCCUGCCACCACCACAGACAUGAGACCUGGAGCUGGCUCUCUUCCCAUUUAAGAGCUCACUCUGGUGGCCUGAACCCAAAGCUGGGACUCCUCCAGUUGCUCCUCUACAGAACAUUUGCUUUGCCUGGCCUGGGGACGUGCCAGGUGCAAGAAGACAAGCCACUUUCCCAUGCCAGGGCCAUAGUGGUGGAGCUGAUGUAAUUUAAUGCCCUCCGAGGUAAUUCAAGCCCUUUCCUGGAGUUCAGUGAGAGGCUGCAGGCUGCUCUGAGAUGCUAAAUCAUGAGAAUACCCCUGUGCAUUUUUCUGCUCAGCCUUGGGAGCUCUCUAGAGAGGAAAGCAGCAUACCAGGUUAGUCAG